Condylura cristata (star-nosed mole) is the source of this 2274-nucleotide messenger RNA. RefSeq names its product adenylate cyclase type 10-like. The transcript is spliced from 16 exons. NCBI's taxonomy places the organism in Eukaryota, Metazoa, Chordata, Mammalia, Eulipotyphla, Talpidae. Gene Ontology annotation, cellular component: cytoplasm. The record is from RefSeq and is a predicted model, not a curated record. The coding region runs from base 1 to 2064 and encodes 687 amino acids. Gene Ontology annotation, molecular function: adenylate cyclase activity.
AUGGCGAGCGGUGAGUGGGUAGUGGCGCCGCCGCUGUGGCCUGUGGAGGCCCGGUUGGCGGCGCUGCUCCCGGAUCUGUUAGUCUUCAAGAAACCAGGGGGAUCGGAACCCGAGCUCGCCACAGCCCAGGGCGUCCUCCUUGGCGUCCACGUGACGGGGUUUACAGCAUUAAUGGACAGGUUCAAUCUGACAUGCAAGUCAGAAGAUCACAUGGACAAACUGGCCCACAUCUUCAGUUACUACAUUAGUGACAUCGUGGAGCGUCGGAUUUCCCAAGUCAUUGUUGGAGACAAGCAGCGUCAGUACCUCUUAGUGAUUGGGCGGGAUGUAGAUGACGUCCAGUUAGCUCAACGUUUGGCUCAGGCAAAUGAGAUUGUCUUGUCCUGGAAUUGCUGGAAGCUCUGUGAGCAGUACAUGUUUGAAGUGGAAAUCAUGAGGGAAGAUGAAGCUGUGAAGAUUGAUGAAGGCCAACCUAUGGAGUAUAUAUCUGAAUUUCGUACCGUGACUAUGGUUCUGGUCAACCUAGAGUUUCACAAGACAGCGUGGGUGCUGCAUUUGUGUCAUCUUAUUCAGGAGGCCGCUUUGUACAUCUCCACAGCCAUAGAGAAAGGGGGUGGCCAACUAAGCCGAAUCUUUAUGUUUGAGAAAGGCUGCAUGUUCCUCUGUGUCUUCGGUCUUCCUGGGGAUAAGAAGCCUGAUGAGUGUGCACAUGCCCUGGAGAGUUCCUUCAGCAUCUUCAGUUUCUGCUGGGAGAAUUUUGCUGAGACCAAGUGCUUUGGGAACCCCCUCUACUGUGAGGUCCUAUGCCAGGACCUUCUCUCGAAGGACAUACUGCUCUUUCAUGACUUCCAAAAGGAGGAGAAGGAGAACAGCAAGUGGGAGACCCUCUCAGCCAGUGCUAUGAAAUCUACAAUGUAUAGCAUUUCUCCUGCCAGCUUUGAAGAAGACCAGGAGCUUUACGUCUGCACAGUCAAGGAUGAUGUGAAUUUGGAUACAGUGCUUCUCCCACCCUUGUUAAAAGAUAGUUUUCAGCUCCAGACACAACCACCCAGAAGUCGGGAUACUCUCACAAGUGAACACUGCAGAACAGAGGAAGAGUUUCUGGAUCAAGUGAACAGGAAGCUGAAUCAGACCAGCCCUGAAGAAAACAUGUGCACAAUGAAGCCCUGUCACUGUGAGGAAGUCCUGAAGUUUGUGCUCUCCCCUCUUGCCCAGCACUGCCUGCUCAUUGGAGAAACCACUUGUGCAUUUUACUACCUGCUGGAGGCAGCCGCUGCUUCCUUGGGCCUCUCAGAUAAUUACAUGGCCUUCUUUUAUUUGAGGAAGGCAAGCAGUCUUCUAGGCCAACGCUCAGGAUUUUCAUUUUUGAAAAAGCACAAAGUGAAGAUCUGUCAGUUUGAGGAGGCCACUUUCUGCUGUCUUCGAUCAGAGGUCUGUUUUAACAUGGGGCAGAUCACAUUGGCCAAGAAACUUGCCAGGCAGGCCCUCCGACUACUGAAAAGGAAUUUCCCUCGGACCUGGUUUGGUGUCAUUUUUCAAACAUUUCUGGAAAAAUAUUGGCAUUUCUGUUCCCCGAGCCAACCUUCAAACAGCCCUAGUGAGAACAAGAAGAAGCUGGCAUUCCUGCAGCAGCGCGUGCACUGCCUCUCCCUGCUCUGUCAGCUCUACAACCUGGAGGCCACAGCCAGCAGUCGCAGGUUUGCUGGCCUGGCUAUUCUCAUGCAGAAGAAUUCAGCACAGGAGUUUGCAAAUGAAGUCCAGUUUGUCUCUACCUAUGUGGCGCUUUCCCAGUGCUCCCAGAACAUGGGUGACAGGGAGGAGUGGCUACACUGUGAGAAGAUGGCCAUUCAGAAAAGCAGCCUGUGUUGGUUCUCCAGGGAGGGACUGUUGGCCGUAGCCCGGCUCAUGCAGGCCUUGGCCUAUACCAAGCUCUGCCUUGGCCACCUUGACUUCUCCAUCAAGCUAGAUUUGCUCUGUGUGUCCAUGUGUUGGAGAGUCAGUGGGCGCUCAUUUCCCAGGGUCAUGAUGUCCUUGGCCUGGCCUGCUUCUAUUCCGCUUGCUUAGAUCUGCUGCUCUACGGAAAAGGAUUGCUGUGUCGGCCCUUUGGGGAGUGUCUGCGUUUCAUUCAACACUAUGAGCAUAGCUGUGUUCUAACCUGUCAGAGCAAUGUCAUGCUGGGAAUCCACUCCUCUCUGGCCAUGUGGUUCGCCCAGGACUCACAGUGGAACCUGUUUGAACACCACUUCUCCAAGGCUCACCAGCUGGUGAAAAGAA